Messenger RNA from Calidris pugnax (ruff), 1303 nucleotides. RefSeq names its product epilepsy, progressive myoclonus type 2A, Lafora disease (laforin) (gene EPM2A). Gene Ontology annotation, biological process: protein dephosphorylation. The transcript has 4 exons. Gene Ontology annotation, molecular function: carbohydrate phosphatase activity; starch binding; protein tyrosine/serine/threonine phosphatase activity. Lineage: Eukaryota; Metazoa; Chordata; Aves; Charadriiformes; Scolopacidae. Gene Ontology annotation, cellular component: cytoplasm; nucleus. The record is from RefSeq and is a predicted model, not a curated record. Bases 50 to 1009 code for a protein of 319 amino acids.
CCCAAAGGAGAAGGCUUUUCCCCUCCGGAGGAGGAGGCCGCCGCCCGCCAUGCUGUUCCGUUUCGGCGUGGUGCUGCCGGCCCGCAUGACGGAGGGCAGCGGGGCGCUCCUGCUGGCCGGCUCCCGCCCGGAGCUGGGCCAGUGGGACCCGCAGCGCGCCCUGCCCAUGAAGCCGGCGCGGCCGACCGCCCCGCUGCCGGCCCAGGAGCCGGCGCUGUGGCUGGCGGAGGCGGUGCUGCCGGACGAGGAGGCCUCCAGCCCUUUCUGGUACAAGUUCCUCCUCCGGCGGGGCGGUGACUUCCUCUGGGAAGGUAAUGGGCCCCAUCAUGAUCGAAGUUGUGUUUAUGAUGAGAGCAACAUAGUAGAUGGAGUUUACUGCCUCCCAAUAGCACACUGGAUUGAAGUCUCUGGACAUACUGAUGAGAUGAAACAUACAACUGACUUCUAUUUUAAUAUUGCGGGACAUCAAGCUAUCCAUUACUCCAGAAUUCUGCCAAACAUCUGGCUGGGAAGUUGCCCUCGGCAGCUGGAGCACGUGACUGUCAAGCUGAAGCACGAGCUGGGUGUUACGGCUGUGAUGAACUUCCAGACCGAGUGGGACAUUGUUCAGAAUUCCUGGGGCUGCAACCGCUACCCUGAACCCAUGAGCCCCGAAACCCUCAUGAAGCUGUAUAAAGAGGAAGGUCUUGCUUAUGUCUGGAUGCCAACGCCAGACAUGAGCACUGAAGGGAGAAUACAGAUGUUGCCACAAGCUGUCUGCCUCUUGCACGGGCUACUGGAGAAUGGACACACGGUCUACGUUCAUUGCAACGCCGGCGUUGGCAGGUCUACAGCUGCUGUCAGUGGCUGGCUGAAGUACGUGGUGGGAUGGAGCCUGCGGAAAGUGCAGUACUUUUUGGCCUCCCGGAGACCAGCUGUCUACAUCGAUGAGGAAGCCCUGAAUCGUGCUGAAGAUGAUUUCUACCAGAAAUUUGGGCAUCUGCGUUCCUCAUGCAGAGUGCAAGGGUAGAAAAGCAGCAGAGGAGCAGGAAGGUGAAAACUCUUACAUUUGAACACCAAGGACUUAGAAAUCAUGAGUCAGACGCUUGCCUCUCCUCUUCAGAUUAUAAGCUUGUCAUAGAAGUUGUGAGAAUUUUGUUAGAAAAGUGCCUUUGAGGAUUUUUUAUUUGCUUUCUUUAAGCUGAUAUGAUUCAUGUUUUCAAGUCUUUUGCCACAAGUAUGAGACCUAGAAACUCUGCAAAGGGAAACUAAGAUUUUUCUUUUAAGUACUUGCCUACAGGAACUAAGGUUUUAGGGUAGACAC